AUAUUUAGUAUUUACUUCCGGUGGCGAAAUAUAUUUUUUGCCAGAUGAAACUGGAUUUUUAUGUUUAUCUGUAAUUUAAUAGGAAAACUUAAGUUUAUACUUGAAAUAUACGCUCUUCACUUUGUUUGAUAUUAUAUAGAUUUAUAUAUUUAAGCAUGUCACAUAACGUAAAGCAACCAACAGGCCAGAAACGUUUGACCAAUGUGGCGAUUGUUCGGCUUAAGAAAGGUGGCAAGCGAUUUGAGAUAGCCAGCUAUCCAAAUAAAGUCGUUUCGUGGAGAAAUAAAGUGGAGACAGAUAUUGAUGAGGUCCUACAAACGCACACAGUCUUCACGAAUGUCAGCAAGGGGGAGGUUGCAAAAGCUGCAGACUUAAAGAGCGUCUUUGGCACAGAUAAUCAGUCAGAGAUCUGUCUGCAGAUUCUUGCGAAAGGAGAAUUGCAGGUUUCUGAAAAGGAAAGGCACGCCCAGCAGGAAUCAAUGUUUCGUGAUAUUGCAACAAUUGUCGCUGACAAGUGUGUAAAUCCUGAGACAAAACGUCCUUACACUGUAACCAUGAUAGAAAAGGCAAUGAAGGAUUUGCACUUCUCAGUGAAGCCAACCAGAAACUCGAAACAACAGGCGCUGGAUGUGAUCAAGAGCUUUUCGGACGGGAAAGUCAUUCAGAUCCAGCGUGCUUACAUGCGUAUCAAAGUCCGAGUGCCCAUUAAAGAGGGGGGAAAGAAAAUACAAACCAAACUGCGAAAGGUUGCCAAGAAAGUGGAGCAUGAUGAAUUUGAUGAUGAAGAACUAGAGAUGGUUAUCCUGAUUGAUCCUGGAUCAUUUCGCGAAGUUGAAGAACUGGUACGUGAGGGCACGAAAGGUCGAGCACAGAUUGAAGUCCUGAGCCUGAAGGAUGUGACGGAGGGUGAUGAAUUAUUGGAAUGACCUGAACACUCGAGCUUCAAUGCCUUAAGCCCCACAGCUUAGAGAUGAAUCUAACCAGGUUCUAAACCUGUAUACACCAACGAUUAUAAGACUUAAGUCUAAGAAUAAAGAAUAUUCUUUUAAUUGGUAUAUUCAAGAACAGCUUUACUUAAAAGUCGAACUCAGCAUUCAACACCUCCAUCUACAUCAUUCUUUGUGUAGGACUCUUAGAAAAUGACACAAUAACUAUUGGAAGCCUGUAUAUAUUCAAACAUUGGAUAUAUUUGUACUUAGUUAUAAGUCCUUUCUUUGUUCUAAAGUCUUAAAAUGAGUUGGUGAAUUAGGCCUUGAUGUAUUUGUUUGGGUUGGAGGGUUUGUGUUCCUGAAAUUUAAGUUUUUGAAUUUUUAUUUGUCUCGCAGGAGAAAAAAAAGAUAGAAAGGUGCUUAUCUGUUGUACUUUAUGAUUUGAGGGUACAUUAGGGUUGAUAUUGCAUGGUUUGUUGCACGGCAGGGCGAGAAAUAGUAUAAUACAUGUACAAGUGUCUUUAUGCAUUAAGUUAUGUUUUCUGAUAUAAUUUAUACAAUAUUCUUACCUAAAAUGUUGUAAUAAAUCCAUAUUAUAUACUACUCAAAAUUUGCUAAGGAUCACUUUUUAUAGUAUGUGUAAUUUGAAGUUCACCCCUAGCUAGAUUCAGCCAGCGUCACGCAUCAUUGAUAAAACUAUACAUAAUAAUAAAAUCAAAAACACACAUUCUAAUAUCAAAACCUGCAAAUUAACAAUUUAAAUUAAAUUAAAUUGAAGAUAAUGUGAAAAUCAAAAGUGAUCCUUAGCAAAUUUUGAGUAGUAUAUAUUUAAACAGAAAAUUAAGGAUUAACUUGUGUGAAAACCCCAAUGGCAAUUUGAAUGAUGCAUACAAAAAUAUUGUUUCUGUAAAUAAUACAUUAAAAUAUGGUAAGCUAUGUAAAAAUAAUCAACAAGAAAAUAUGAAGAUCUUUUAUUUAUUGUUGUAUUUCUACAUGCUGCUUUAUGCAACAGUGCUUUAUAAAUUGUGCUGAAAUGUUCUAUAUAUUGUAAAACUUUGUUGUGCAUAAACAAAUCAAAAUGUGCAAAUAACUUUCGUUUCAUGGAUGUACAUUACAUAAAGUAUGUUUCAUCAAGAAACACAUUUAUCUUUUUCUUUAAUUAGAUAUUUGUUCAUAUACUCAUUUGUGAACAUGUAUGUUAUUGUAUGUAAUCAUGGUAUUAUCUGUUAUGCCAAUAAUUGCAAUUUUUGUAAUUUAUUAUGAACACGUAUUACGGAUAUUUAUUUUUUACAUGAAGACAAAUAAAGUACCUGUUAACCAUAUGUUUUACUUUCCACAAAGAAAAGUACACACCUUUGUUUGUUUUAAGUUUAGAUCAUUUUUCUAAUAAGUUUGCCAUGUUAGCUACGUAACCUCCGUUUGAAGCUUAUGGUAUACAAGAAUUGUAUAGGUAUGUUUUAAACUUUUAUGUAUGUGCUUGUGUUUUUCUGAACUAAGGAUUGUGGAUUUGUAGAACAUAUAUUUAAUGUCAAGUUUGUAUCUUUGCUGUGAUGAAAUUGACAAGCUUACUGUGGAUUUAUUAUAUUGUGUUGACAUGAAAUUUCGCGCACAUGUAAAUACAAUAAAUUAAGCGUAUUAAUUAAGCUAUAGGUUGUGUAUCAUUGAGCACAUCUGAGGAGGACAUGCUCCAGAUGCGAUAUUGUGAUCACCCAAUGUCCAGGGUCUGUCAGCAUGCUGUGUACGGUGUGUCCAGGGUCGGUCAGCGUGCCGUGUAUGGUGUGUCCAGGGUCCGUCAGCAUGCCAUGUACGGUGUGUUUUGUCAAUGUUUGCUCAUUACUACUCUAAGGCCAUAUUAUUUAUCCCCUCGGGAAGACACUUUUUCAGAUUGUUUGAAUAAGGGUAAAAAGCGCCUCUGUUGAGGCUUUUUUAAUUACUCAAUUUCGAUACAACUUGGUCAGAAUAUAAAUCUUAGCAUUUUUAAAGUUUGAAUAUGGGUCAUGUCUGUAAUAAAAAAGUUAUUAGGCAAAAACACCUCUUCAGUAUUAAAUCAAGCUUAUGUCACAUGCGAGACAACUCUUAUAUUAAAUGUAGGAUUGAGGGAGUUACAUCGGUUUGUCUGCAAUAUUAUUCAUGAUAGUUCAGAUUACUUGUGUGUAUCGAUGGUGGUGUGUUAUUGUCAUUAAUUUUUAUGCAACCUUUUGCAAAAGGAAAAGCGAGCGUAAAGCUGUGGCAGUCUUAGUAUAAGCAAAAUUUCAGUUGCAGCCAUAAGUUUGCCAAAUAUUGACAGAUUUUGAAAUAACUUUGCAAAAAGGUCUACCAUCAUUAGACAUGUCAUGUGGAGCACCUGUCUCCCCACCUCAAAGGUCAAAGUCAUAAUUAGUGGUUGAAGGUCAAAUUUUGACAUAAACAGCUUGAAAAGUCCUGUCUCAGCCAUCACUUUGACAUUUUGCCAGAUUUUAUUAACAAAUUCAAUUGAUCAUAAGAGGAUGUGUGACGUGUAACACACAUCUUACUACUUCAAAGGUCAAGGUAUUUCUUAAAAGAUAACAUUUGGUCACAGCUUAUUCGUGCUGAAUCUUUGUCAAUAGUCAUGCAAUUUUAAGGAAAUUAGGCAAUAAGGCAACUUGCCACUAAUGACAACCAUGAGGACAUGGCGUUUCAUGUGUUAAACCUGUCUCUAUCUCAGAGGUCAGGUCGUAAUUAGAGGUCGGAGGUCAAAUUGUAAAUGAAAUAGCUAUAACAAGCUGUAGGUUUUUUCAUGCAUCAUUAAACUUUAAUAUCACAAAUUACUACCAUGAAAAGAGUUAAUGUGCAUGUAUCCCUGACCCAUAACCUCAAAGGUCAAGGUAACUUAAGAGUAAAACAAGUCAAAUUUCAGCAUGAAAAGCUUGUUUUCAAUAAGAGAAUUUUACACAAAAAUGGAAUGUAGGGGCAUCCUUGGCAUAUUGACUCUCUAACUUUGUACUUUCCUGCAGGUCAAGUCUUCAACAGUUGGUGUCUAUGAUCUCAGGUGAUUGUUUUGCCCUCUAUUUUUAUGCACCCCUUCGAAGAAGAGGGGGUAUAUUGUUUUGCACAUGUCUGUCGGUGGCACUGUCCACCAAAUGGUUUCCGGAUGAUAACUCAAGAACGCUUAGGCCCAGGAUCAUGAAACUUCAUAGGUACAUUGAUCAUGACUGGCAGAUGACCCCUAUUGAUUUUCAGGUCACUAGGUCAAAGGUCACAGUGACUCGAAAUAGUAAAAUGGUUUCCAGAUGAUAACUCAAGAACACUUAGGCCUAGGAUCAUGAAACUUCAUAGGUACAUUGAUCAUGACUGGCAGACGACCCCUACAGAUUUUCAGGUCACUAGGUCAAAGGUCAAGGUCACAGUGACUCAAAACAGUAAAAUGGUUUCAGGGUGAUAACUCAAGAAUGCAUAGGCCUAGGAUAAUGAAACUUCAUAGGUACAUUGAUCAUAAUUGGCAGAUGACCCUUAUUGAUUUUCAGGUCACUAGGUCAAAGUUCAAGGUCACAGUGACCUGAAGCAGUAAAAUGGUUUCUAACGUAUUCAUGCAAUGGCCAUUAAAACUGACAUCCCAUUUGGAGGGCAUGCGGGUUUUACAAACAGCCCUUGUUGUAAUAUAUAACACUGAUAUAACACUUCAGAUGUUAAAGUUUUUUACAUUUUAUUUCGUGUGCAAGUGUAUUAACGAUAACCUUGCAAAAUAGAGUUUAACAGAUAUUGGGUUCAGGGUAUUUUAAGCUGAACUUGCUUGUUGGAAGUUAUAAAUGUUGAUAAUUUUCAUUAAAUAAAAUAUAGCAAAAGUUA
Dreissena polymorpha is the source of this 4736-nucleotide messenger RNA. RefSeq names its product ribosome maturation protein SBDS-like. Gene Ontology annotation, biological process: ribosome biogenesis; cytosolic ribosome assembly. The transcript is spliced from 5 exons. Lineage: Eukaryota; Metazoa; Mollusca; Bivalvia; Myida; Dreissenidae. The record is from RefSeq and is a predicted model, not a curated record. The coding region runs from base 156 to 926 and encodes 256 amino acids.